UCUACUAACUAUGCCUGAUCCAGCCAAGCCUGCGCCUAAGAAGGGCUCCAAGAAAGCCGUGAGCAAGACCGCCGGAAAGGGAGGCAAGAAGCGCAAGAGGACCAGGAAGGAGAGCUAUGCCAUCUACGUGUACAAGGUCCUGAAGCAGGUCCACCCCGAUACGGGGAUCUCUUCUAAGGCCAUGAGCAUCAUGAACUCCUUCGUCAACGACAUCUUCGAGCGCAUCGCUGGUGAGGCUUCCCGCCUGGCACAUUACAACAAGCGCCACACCAUCUCCUCCAGGGAGAUCCAGACCGCAGUGCGUCUGUUGCUGCCCGGUGAGCUCGCCAAGCACGCCGUGUCCGAGGGAACCAAGGCCGUCACCAAGUACACCAGCUCCAAGUAAAGAGUUCUACCACCUUUCCCCAACCAAAGGCUCUUCUAAGAGCCACCUAAAAUCUCAUCUGAAAGCUAUUCCAUAUCCUACAGAAUGACGUUUGUAUUAUGUGAUGAAAUGAAGUCUUCAACACACAUGCUCACAACCAAAACCACCAGUCCAUACGAUGGCAGACUUGAAUGUAGGCUACUGUAUAAUUCGCCAGGUCUAUAUUCAGGAUUACGCGCAGUGAGAUAUUGCAGUCUUUCCCAGUUUAAUUUUGAUAUUGGGCCUCGCAUUAGUAAGUAAAACAUACAGCCUGGUUGAACUUGUAGGCCAAUGAAAGUACGUGUGUACCAAGUGUUUUAAGUUGACCAAACUUACUAUGUGAAAUCCGCACAACUUCAGUCAAGCAGCCCGGACUCGUAACUUUUUUUGUACGCCCUGCUU
Engraulis encrasicolus (European anchovy) is the source of this 805-nucleotide messenger RNA. Its product is annotated as histone H2B 1/2-like. The transcript has a single exon. Bases 11 to 385 code for a protein of 124 amino acids. Lineage: Eukaryota; Metazoa; Chordata; Actinopteri; Clupeiformes; Engraulidae. Gene Ontology annotation, cellular component: nucleosome. Gene Ontology annotation, molecular function: DNA binding; structural constituent of chromatin; protein heterodimerization activity. The record is from RefSeq and is a predicted model, not a curated record.